AUGUCAGCGACAUUGACUGGUCAUGGUGAGGGUGGUGUGUAUAAAACCAGCGCAAACUCCAUGGACGAGAACGGCAGUGUUCCUCUUCACUGCCACAUCCACGCAGAUCUGCAAGAAUCGUUGUGCUUCUUUUUCCUGAAUCCAAUGGACAAAUGGAAAUCGAAAGGAAAGUUCCCGUACAAGCUGAUAUUGCAAGUUUUGAAGAUUAUUUUUGUAACAACACAGUAUGCCAACAUUCGAGAGAAAGCAGUUGCGUCGUUUUCUUAUUCAAAUCCGGAUGGAUCUGUUCCUCCAGUGACGUUCUGUAAACAUUAUUACAAGCGUGGAAUAAUUUGGGCAUUCAAUGAAAGCUAUAUCUUCGAUGGAAAAAUUCUCACGAAAUGCAUUGAAAUCCCGUACGAAGAGAUGAAUAUCUCAACCAGAUUUGACAGUCGUGUCUUUAUGGCUCAGAAGAACUUCUCCAUAAAUGUUGAUGAUUUUGUUUCCGGAGAAAUAAAAUUUGAUUUGAAAACAAUCAACUUCCGGAAAAUGAUGCCUAUGGACGCACCAGACUGCUACCAACUCAAUGUGAAGAUUCUGUUCAACAACGAAGACCACGAUGGUCAGAUGCAGGUUAUUUUAUCGUCUAUUGCGGAGAAACUUGUGUGCGAGGGAGAUACGGAAUCCAUUGGCCACAACACUACUGCAAUGAUGAUACGCACAGUCAUGAAUAGCCUUGUCCGGACUGCACGUCACUUCCGUCGGUACCUGAACACGACUCUCUCGCUCAAUGAUCAGCUGGAAUUUUUGAAUUUGUGGUACUUGAUGAUCCUGGUGAAUGACGUUUUGAUCAUCUCUGGCUCUAUCAUAAAAGAAAUGGUGGAGAGCAAGGCGAUAGGAGACUGGUGGAAUGUGACCGGAGUUCUACUGGGAACUGGAAACCUUAUGGUGUGGGUGGGAGUGUUGCGAUAUCUUGGCUUUUUUCAAAAGUACAAUAUAUUAAUCUUGACCCUGAAGAAAUCUAUGCCAAAUAUUCUGCGAUUCCUGCUCUGCGUGAUCCUCAUCUACUCCGGAUUUGCCUUGUGUGGUUGGGUGGUUCUAGGUCCAUAUCACAUCAAGUUCCAGACACUAUCGUCGACGUCGGAGUGCUUAUUUGCGCUUAUAAAUGGUGAUGACAUGUUUGCGACGUUCAAGUCGUUGGCGACUGAAUCCCCAUUGCUGUGGUGGUACACGCGCAUUUACCUAUAUUCAUUCAUCACACUCUUCAUCUACGCGAUUCUGUCAUUGUUCACCGCCAUUAUUCUCGACACUUACGAAACUAUCAAGGAAUACGAUAAGAAUGGAUUUCCGCAAUCCGCGUUGGAAAAGUUCAUCUUUGUCAAGACGGAUCAGCACAUUGGAAUGGCAGUUUACCAGGAACCGUCGUGUUUUCCUCCGUGCAUGAACUGGAUUGAUUUUUUGAUGUCGUGUUUUGGCUGGAGUUCGAAGCGAUUCUCGAGUCCGCGUCCAAGUGACGCAAGCUCUCUGCUGUUGGAAACCGUCUCUCGGCUGAGCAAUGGCGAACGUGAGCCACUUCUCCGUGAGAAGCAAGGUCAAGCAAGUCCCGUAGGCUAUCAAGCCUUUGAGAGACUUCACGCUGAGACAUGGCAUUGA
Messenger RNA from Notodromas monacha, 1632 nucleotides. The record is from the annotation of a GenBank genome assembly. NCBI's taxonomy places the organism in Eukaryota, Metazoa, Arthropoda, Ostracoda, Podocopida, Cyprididae.